ACAUUAAAUGUCAGUAGCUGAGGAAGCCCUCAUCUUUCAGGUUCCAUCAUUUUAUCCUAAAAAUUCGGUCUCUUUUACAAACUACCUUGCUGGCCUGAAUUCCGUCUACAUCCCCGAUACCACUGUCUGGCGACUAACCAUACCUUGCGACCCGGAGCACGCUGUCAUUCGCUGGUGGAUGCGCCAUGGAAGAACAUCACGACACAGUUCAACACCACGCCAUUUUGAUCGGCAUUGAUUCCUACCCCGAUAGACCCCUAGAUGGCUGUGUACAAGAUGUUCAGGAAAUCAAAUCCCUACUUGAAGCGCAGUCGCUGCCUAUGAACAUACAAACGUUGGUAGGAGUCCGCCACAUCAAUGACGGAGCAUGCACUCCAGCUGAACACAACACGUGUUUGCCCACAUACGAGAAUGUGAUUUCUGCUUUCCAGAACAUUCUUUCUCUCGCAAACCCUGGGGAUUUUGUCUACAUUCACUACGCUGGACACGGGACUCGAGGCGAUCCGAUGAGCAAGUUUUCGAAUGAAUCCACAGGAGACCUCGCGUUGGUUUUGCUUGAUGAAAAAUCUGAGGAUGGCGUGAGGCUUCUGUGGGGUCACAGACUCGCCCUUUUACUGAAUGCCAUGGUUGUGAAGCGAUUGGCUGUCACCCUUGUUCUCGACUGUUGUUUCUCCGCGAGUGUGUACCGCAACGACAACGCCGGUGUCCGUUUUCUACCAUACGACCCCAAGGCCGGUUCAAAGUUCUCCUCGGAUCCGGGAGACGUUUUGGAAGAUGAGAAGCUUGAUCUACCUACAACCCGCGACGCUUCCAUGCUACCAAACUGGCUUAUCAACCCAGAUGGAUAUGCCAUCCUCACGGCCUGCGGGCCACACGAAGAAGCGAUUGAAUUCAAACCAAAGAAUGGACCUAAACACGGCGCUCUUUGUUAUUUUCUUCUCCCUUUGAUCAAAAGCGGCGGCCUCACCAAAAAACACAAGGACAUCUAUCAUUACCUGUGCGCCAAGUUCCGAGAAUCUACCCUGCAACAAAACCCGGUGUUGUAUGGGAACAAAGACCAAGGCUUUUUCGGUCGCAUCACCGGAAAAUCCACAAUCACCCCAAUUUCGAUUGUCAAGAGGGGAAAGAGUCUUCAGUUGCAAGCGGGCAAAGCUCAUGGCGUUUGUAUCAGCGAUCAGUUUGCUGUAUUCCCCUCCGACUUGGCAGAAAUCGCCUCUGGACCAGCAGGAGAAUUGGUACUUGCCAGGGUCUCCCAAGUCAAAGCUUUGACAUCAGAUCUUGAGCUACUGGACGGAUCGCCCACCAUCCAAGUCCAAACCGGGUGGAUGGCAAGAUCACACAUUCGAUCUUUGCUUCACAAAUUUCCGAUACAGCUUGCAUCCAACCUGUCAAAUUUAGAGGAAUGGAUGGCAAUUUUGGCUAAAAGAUCGCUCGAUGGUUAUACCAGCCAGGGGCGCUCUCUGUGCUCAUUUCAGGUGGUACUAAACAACGGAGAGUAUGAGAUCCUAGACAGUUCUGGUCAAAAAGUGCUCAAUCUUCCAACCAUGCCACAAGGUCGAACUGACAUCAGUUACAUCUGCGAUAUCUUGGAGCACUUAGCUCGAUUCAAUUUGGUCGAAAGCAUUACCAACGAGACGCCCCAGGACUCUUUCCGAGAUUCAAUCGAUGCCAAGAUAAUUACCCCCGCUGGCAGCAUUUACACUCCAGGAGCGGUGGUAGAACUCGAACAGGACGAAAGUGCACGAUACACAUUCGAGUUACAAAUCUCAAACAGAGGGACAGAGAGUCUUUACGCGUUUCUGUACAACAUGGGACCUUUUUGGCAGGUUGAGGAUCUUUACCGUGGCACAUACGAAGUCAUCCCACCCCAGAAUCAGAGUGAAAUGUUUACGGGCACAUUUCGGAAGAAGUUGAAGACGAGCGUACCAGUUGAGAUGCUAGACAAAGGGCACCUUCAAUGUGAAGACAUCAUCAAAGUCUUCAUCACAUCUCAGCCGACGUCAUUCGAUCUCCUGGACUUGCCCAAGAUCGACGGAAUACCCAAGAAGAGUUCAAGCAGCAGGACUGGUGAAGGGGGGUCGAAUCUCUCCGAGGAUUGGGUUGCCCUGAAUUUCCAUAUUCGAACUUCGAUAAAUGAGGAGUUUUGAUCUGUUACUCAGUGUCUUGGGAUAUGCUAGCUUGCCACUAUCCUCUGACAAAAACACGAGACAUUCAUUCCAAGAAGAGAUCCCUAAUUGAACACAGAGUACUCAACGCAAUGACAUCAUGUAAUAAAAGUCGCUUCCUUUCAUCCAGAAGUGAUUUGGGGACAUAACAGCAAGAAAAUGAAAAUGCCUUCAAGAUGUGACGCACUCUCAAC
Messenger RNA from Ilyonectria robusta, 2359 nucleotides. Its product is annotated as putative caspase. NCBI's taxonomy places the organism in Eukaryota, Fungi, Ascomycota, Sordariomycetes, Hypocreales, Nectriaceae. The transcript has a single exon. Gene Ontology annotation, molecular function: cysteine-type endopeptidase activity. The coding region runs from base 186 to 2147 and encodes 653 amino acids. Gene Ontology annotation, biological process: proteolysis. The record is from RefSeq and is a predicted model, not a curated record.